CAAUCAGAGCCGCAGAGUCACUCUCGGAGCUGCAAGUGAAGGAACUCACAACACAUUUUACGGAGGGCUGUCAGCAGGACACCGCGACCGGGUUUCUGCAGGCGCCUCGACUUGUCUUCACCGCUGAGAAUUAAAAAAAAAAAAAAAAAAAGAAAAGAAAAGAAAAACCCAGGAGAUAAGCAGCGGGCAAACCGGGGGCACAUGGAGACGCUAUGUAGCUGGAAUUACGGCCGUGGACUUUAUCGUUGUUUUACUUGAGAAAGAAGGAAAAGUGAGCAGCGAGAUAAACAUGCUCACCCCGAUACUGGCGUCCCUGCUGUCUCUUCUGCUUCUCAGUCGGAUUUCAUUUUGCCAAUAUUCAAGCGACCAGUGCAGCUGGAAGGGAAGUGGUCUGACCCAUGAGGGUCAUGCAAGGGACGUGGAGCAGGUGUACCUACGCUGCUCCCAGGGCUCCUUGGAGUGGCUCUACCCCACAGGGGCUAUCAUCGUCAACCUGCGACCCAACACAGCCUCUCCUGCUGCCGCCCGGCUCUCCGUCUGCAUCAAACCCUCCAGAGACUCCAGUGGCACCAACAUCUACCUGGACCGGACCGGGAAGCUGCGGCUCCUGCUGCGCGAAGAGGACCAGGCUCAGGGCAAGGUGCACUGCUUCAGCAUCCAGGAGGGAGCGCUCUUCAUCGAGGCAGUCCCGCAUAUGGAUAUCAGCCGCAGGAUCACAGCCUUCCAGUAUGAGCUGGUCAGUGACAGGCUAGGAGUGGAUGCACAGUCACCAUCGGUUCCCUGCCAGCCCUGCACCGACGCUGAGAUGCUUCUAGCAGUCUGCACCAGCGACUUUGUGGCACGAGGCAGCAUUACGAGGGUGGAGCAGGAAGAGGAGCAGUCAUCGCUUACUGUAGAGAUCAGCCGCCUGUACAGACAGAAGACCCAGGUAUUUGUAUCUGGGGGCGUGAGGGUGCGGACCUGGACUGGCCGGGUCAAGAUGCCCCUUCAGUGCAGGGUGAAGCCAGGUGGUGGGGAGUUCCUCUUCACUGGGACUGUGAGGUUCGGGGAGGCGUGGAUGGGCUGUGCGCCACGCUACAAAGACUUCCUCCGGCUGUACCAUGAGGCUGUGCAACAGGGGGCCAACCCCUGUCACGUCGACACGGACUGACUCGGGUUACCUGACCGUGUUGGAAAUGGGACAAGUCCUUGCUGGAUGGGGGACCAAGCCAAACUUUGAUACUGAGGAGAGAAAGGGCUACAAUCACCUAGACUGACAGGCCGGCCCGGUCCGAGAGCCUCUCUCCUCUCCUACUGUCUCACGACCUGCUCGAGACAGAAACUGGAGCUCCUGAAUGUUACCAAGCAGCGUGGUUGGACUUGUUGUCAAAGCUAACCGUGAUGCAACAUGGAAUAAUGUCCGAACUGCCAUUUUUGCAGACUCCUAGUUUUUUAAUGUAGCACACCCUCUCCCUUUGUUUUAUGUGUAUAAAAUGUGAAUGAACAUUGUAUAUUUGGAAGCUCCACAUGCUUUGUAAAAAGCUUGAUGUACAGUUUUGAAGUUAUUUCUUAAGACAGAAAUGUAUAAAGUGAAAGACUGUUGUUAUUUUAUUUUGUUAAAAAAGAUGUGAUUUAAUGCCUGAAUUCAUGUGCUUUUCAGGUUAUAUAAUUGUUUUUAAAAAAAAAAAGAAGAAGAAGAACUUUUUUUCCCCUCUGAGAAUAAAAGGUUUUAUUCCUUGGA
Molecule: messenger RNA, 1720 nt
Organism: Myripristis murdjan (pinecone soldierfish)
Lineage: Eukaryota; Metazoa; Chordata; Actinopteri; Holocentriformes; Holocentridae
Gene: metrnla
Product: meteorin like, glial cell differentiation regulator a
Exons: 4
Coding region: 290-1150 (286 amino acids)
Biological process (GO): energy homeostasis; positive regulation of brown fat cell differentiation
Molecular function (GO): hormone activity
Source: RefSeq, a predicted model, not a curated record